AUGGAGGCUUUUCUUUCAGAAAACCAGUCAAGAAACAUCAACCACGUGAAAGCAGGGAAUGAGACACAAAUUUCAGAAUUUCUUCUUCUAGGAUUUUCAGAAAAACAAGAAUUGCAGCCCUUCCUCUCUGGGCUGUUCCUGUCCAUGUACCUGGUCACUGUGCUCGGGAACCUGCUCAUCAUCCUGGCCACGAUCUCAGACUCCUGCCUCCACACCCCCAUGUACUUCUUUCUCUCCAACCUGUCCUUCGUAGAUAUCUGUUUUGCCUCCACCACAGUCCCAAAGAUGUUGGUGAACAUCCAGACACAGAGCAAAGUCAUUACCUAUGCAGGUUGCAUCACCCAGAUGUGCUUUUUUGUACUCUUUAUAGUGUUGGACAGCCUACUCCUGACCAUGAUGGCCUAUGACCGGUUUGUGGCCAUCUGUCACCCCCUGCACUACACAGUCAUCAUGAACCCUCAGCUCUGUGGACUGCUGGUUCUGGUGUCCUGGAUCAUGAGCAUCCUAAACUCCAUGUUACAAAGUUUAAUGACAUUGCAGUUGUCCUUCUGCACAGACUUGGAAAUCCCUCACUUUUUCUGUGAACUUAAUGAGAUGAUCCACCUUGCCUGUUCUGACACCUUUGUGAACAACAUGGUGAUGUAUUUUGCAGCUGUGCUGCUGGAUGGUGGUCCUCUUGUUGGGAUCCUUUAUUCUUACUGUAGGAUUGUUUCCUCCAUACGUGCAAUCUCGUCAGCUCAGGGGAAGUACAAGGCAUUUUCCACCUGUGCAUCUCACCUCUCAGUUGUCUCCAUAUUUUAUGGUACGGGGCUAGGGGUGUACCUUAGCUCUACUAUGACUCAAAACUCACACUCAACUGCUGUCGCCUCGGUGAUGUACACUGUGGUCACCCCCAUGCUCAACCCCUUCAUUUACAGUCUGAGGAAUAAAGACAUAAAGGAGGCUCUGACAAAAUUCUUCAGAGGGAAACAAUAA
Messenger RNA from Pongo pygmaeus (Bornean orangutan), 975 nucleotides. Its product is annotated as putative olfactory receptor 7A2. The transcript is spliced from 2 exons. Gene Ontology annotation, molecular function: G protein-coupled receptor activity; olfactory receptor activity. Gene Ontology annotation, biological process: G protein-coupled receptor signaling pathway. The coding region runs from base 1 to 975 and encodes 324 amino acids. The record is from RefSeq and is a predicted model, not a curated record. NCBI's taxonomy places the organism in Eukaryota, Metazoa, Chordata, Mammalia, Primates, Hominidae. Gene Ontology annotation, cellular component: membrane.